AAUUGGCCAAAGCAGCUGCAGUGUUCAUUCAUUCUUUUCAGGACCCUGGGAGCAAUAGCAUUGUAAGCUAGCUUUAUUAUAAACUGUACGAAUAGUUCAAAUGUCACGUUUAAAGUUUUAAAAUAGGAAUGGGACAAACGUGAAAAUCACUGUGCCCAGCAGACAACAAUCGUGGGACGAGUAGCGACGUGGUGGCUUUAGAAUAAGUGAAAGCAUCAUGUGGUGGGACUGGUGUUUCCUGCCUGCACUAGUGCUGCUCUCUGAGCUCUCUACUGUCAUGGUCCAGACAGCACCAUGCCAGACCUGUCGAAAACUCACUGACAGCUUUAUUCAGGGCUUGGAGAGGACAGCCAAUAAAAAUUUUGGUGGUGGCAAUACUGCUUGGGAGGAGGAGAAACUGGCCAAAUAUGCACGCAGUGAGACACGAUUGCUGGAGAUUGUAGAAGCUGCGUGUGAGAAGACAGAUUUUGAAUGUAAUAAGCUGCUGGAGCAGAUAGAAGACCAGGUCGAGACUUGGUGGUUUCACAGGCAAGAGGAGGCACCAGAUCUGUUUGAAUGGCUCUGCAUAGAACAGCUAAGACUGUGUUGUCCACCAGGCCACUUUGGACCUGAUUGUAAAGAGUGUCCAUCUGGCCCUGGUGGUAUCUGUGGUGGCCUGGGGCGCUGUGAGGGGGAGGGAACUCGUCUCGGAGAUGGAGACUGUGUGUGUGACCCUGGAUACUCAGGCCAUCUGUGCCAGAGCUGUGCUGAUGGUUAUUAUAGAGAGAAGAGUUCAAAUAACAGUGUAGGAGCCUGUGCAGCUUGUUUUCACUCAUGUAAGAAAUGCUCUGGACCUCAGGAUUAUAAAUGUCUUGAUUGUAAGCCGGGAUGGAUUCUUCAUGACAAUAAGUGUGUAGAUGUUGAUGAAUGUGGAACCGAGUUGGCUCGUUGCCCCACUAACACCUAUUGCCAUAACACUGAGGGAUCAUAUGAUUGCAGAGGUUGUGACCAGGCAUGUGUUGGCUGCAUGGGUAGUGGCCCUGCACGCUGUAAAAAAUGUGCACGUGGUUACAGACUGAAGGGUGCCAAAUGUCUCGAUAUAGAUGAAUGUAGUGAGCGUGCCAUAGCAUGCCCCGGGCUAAACGAGGCCUGUAUUAAUGAAGAGGGAUCCUUCCACUGUGAAUGUGCUGAUGGCUUCAUUAGAAGAGACAGCAUUUGUGUUGAGAACAAGCCCACAACCGAUCCAGACAAGGGUCUCUUUGAUGACAUGACUGAUGAUGAGGUGCAGGUGCUGCAGCAGAUGUUCUUUGGAGUAGUCAUAUGUGCACUGGCUACUCUGGCUGCCAAAGGAGACAUGGUUUUCACUGCCAUAUUCAUUGGAGGAGUUGCUGCUAUGGCUGGAUACUGGCUUACAGAAAAGGGAGACUAUAUGCUGGAUGGAUUCUUAAAGGGACGGUAGACUGUCUGAAUAUGAAAGAUAAAGACUCAAACAAAUACUGCUGAUGAAUGCGAAAAAGACAGCAUCUUGGCAUGGCGUUAUCUCUGCAAUGCUUUUUUUAUUAUGCAGGGAUUCAUUUAGGGUUCACUCAAAAGGGCUUGGAUUGUAUUUAUAAAUGGAAAUUCUUGGGUAAAGAGAAACUUGAAGGCUGUCAAGCCACUGUAUGUAUGUAUUUAUAAGAAAAUUAAGAUGCACUGCACUGUUGUAGUUGAUGAUGUACCUUAAUGUUUUUCGGUGAUUCCAAACUUUUAUCAAUUUUUAGUUUGCGACUUUGAUGCAACUUUUCCAAGACUCCCUUUUUCAUUUCAAGCCAUCACUGAAAUCUUUUAUCUCUCUAGUUUUGAGCCUUAGCUGUUUAUGUUACUUUAUAAAAAGAAAUCUUUGUCUAGUUGCAUGAAUUACUGUUUGAACUUUAAAAAAAAAAAUACAUGUUUUGUUUUACAAAAUGCACUGGCAUGAUGAAGACUUAUCACAGACAAACUGAGGAAUUGUUAACAAGGUUUAGUACAACCAGAAAACACCAGCUCCAAGCUCAACACUGGAAUCAUGUUUUGUUGCCUUUUAUUUAAUCUAGAUGCAAUAUUU
Boleophthalmus pectinirostris (great blue-spotted mudskipper) is the source of this 2062-nucleotide messenger RNA. It is a transcript of the gene creld1b, whose product is annotated as protein disulfide isomerase Creld1. Lineage: Eukaryota; Metazoa; Chordata; Actinopteri; Gobiiformes; Gobiidae. Gene Ontology annotation, molecular function: calcium ion binding. The transcript is spliced from 11 exons. The coding region runs from base 218 to 1438 and encodes 406 amino acids. The record is from RefSeq and is a predicted model, not a curated record.